AUGGAAGAGGUGGAGUACGAUUGUGGAGGAGGUCACCUUGAAGAUCGGGUUUAUCUUCCCUUCCCUCCGCAGGGUUUCUAUCCCCCGCAGGUGGUCCUCCCUCCGCAGGGUUUCUAUCUCCCGCAGGUGGUCCUCCCUCCGCAGGGUUUCUAUCCCCCGCAGGUGGACUACCGUCCGCAGGGUUUCCAUCCCCCGCAGGUGGACUACCGUCCGCAGGGUUUCCAUCCCCCGCAGGUGGACUACCGUCCGCAGGGUUUCCAUCCCCCGCAGGUGGACUACCUUCCGCAGGGUUUCCAUCCCCCACAGGUGGACUACCGUCCGCAGGGGGACUACCGUCCACAGGGUUUCCAUCCCCCGCAGGUGGACUACCUUCCGCAGGGGUACUACCGUCUGCAGGGUGUCUAUCCCCCAGAGGUGGACUACCUUCCGCAGGGGGACUACCGUCCGCAGGGUUUCCAUCCCCCGCAAGUGGACUACCGUCCGCAGGGUUUCCAUCCCCCACAGGUGGACUACCGUCCGCAGGGUUUCCAUCCCCCACAGGUGGACUACCUUCCGCAGGGUUUCCAUCCCCCACAGGUGGACUACCGUCCGCAGGGUUUCCAUCCCCCACAGGUGGACUACCGUCCGCAGGGUUUCCAUCCCCCACAGGUGGACUACCUUCCGCAGGGUGUCUAUCCCCCACAGGUGGACUACCUUCCGCAGGGGGACUACCGUCCGCAGGGUUUCUAUCCCCCACAGGUGGACUACCUUCCGCAGGGGGACUACCGUCUGCAGGGUCUCUUUCCCCUGCAGGUGGACUACCCUCCUCAGGGCUUCUACCCCCCGCAGGUGGACGACCCUCAGCUGGUGGUUCUCCCUCCGCAGGCGGAUGUUGUGGAUUCUGAUGUUCAGCCUCCCUCCCCCCCUCUUUCUUCACCUCCUGAUUCUCCUUACUUUCUUUGUCCUUCCCCAGCACCUUCCUCUCCGGUUCCCACGUCUCCCUCUUCUUCCUGCUCUUCUGAUUUUUCCGCCUCAGAUUUCCAGAGCCCUGAGGAGUUCCUGAACGUUUUCGUCCAGACUCUGGAUUCAGCUGCCUCCCCACUACUUCUCCUCUUCAGGUUCCUGCUAGUCAUGAGCCUUGAGGAGUUCCUGGACUUUUUUGUGCAGACUUUAGAUCCAGCUCCUGCCUCCCCCACGGUUUCUCCUCUUCAGGUUCCUCUCAUCCUUGAGCAGACCCAGGUGAACUCUGGAGGACAGACAUCAGUGUCCAGAGCAGACCCAGCUGCAGAGAGGUCUCACAACACUGCAGAGCGUCGGGGAGUGGAGCAACAGAUGCUGGAUCACACGUCUCAGAGCUCACUGGACAUCCUGGACAAGAGGGACAGCACACAGGACCUGAUCCAAGCUCAGAGACUGGAGCAGCCCUGCUGGAUUGUUUUUUUUUGCUGGAGGAAUCUCUGA
This is a messenger RNA of Knipowitschia caucasica, 1440 nucleotides long. The record is from the annotation of a GenBank genome assembly. NCBI's taxonomy places the organism in Eukaryota, Metazoa, Chordata, Actinopteri, Gobiiformes, Gobiidae.